AGUCCCAACGUCACAUUUGGUUUGCAAUUUUGCUAGGAGGUAUCAUGAGAAGAGAGAUAUGUCCAUAUAUAAGUAUUUAUUUGUAUGUAUAUAUAAAUGACCAUGAUGUAUCCCUCCGUUUGUAAACUCGGUAGUCUUGCGCCUAAGCAACUGCACUUCUAUAAUCACCUGCACCACUUCUCUUCUAAGCACUAUCCGCAAAUGGCUCGUUCUGCUUUAGAUGAGAUGUCAGAAUCUGGCGCUUUUGUAAGAACCCCGUCAACAUUUCGUAACCUGAUUUCAAAAGAUCCAAACUCCACCUUCCCUGCGGAAGCUGGAAGAUACCACUUGUAUGUAUCAUAUGCAUGCCCAUGGGCCUCCAGGUGCCUUGCGUACCUGAAGAUUAAAGGGCUAGACAAAGCCAUCAGUUAUACAUCUGUUAAGCCCAUAUGGGGGAGAACAAAGGACAGCGAUGAUCACAUGGGUUGGAUCUUUCCUGCAUCAGAUACAGAGGAAGCAGGAGCAGGGGUUGACCCUUUUAAUGGAGCAAAAAGUAUAAGAGAGUUAUAUGAGAUUGCAAGUACAAACUAUGCUGGAAAAUACACCGUUCCUGUUCUCUGGGACAAAAAACUGAAGACCAUAGUGAACAAUGAGAGUGAGGAGAUAAUUCGUAUGCUUAACACAGAAUUUAAUGAACUCGCAGAGAAUGCAGCCUUAGACCUCUAUCCUUCUACAUUGCAAGAGCAUAUAAAUGAAGUGAACAGUUGGGUAUAUGAUGGGAUAAAUAACGGUGUUUACAAAUGUGGAUUUGCCAAGAAACAAGAGCCAUAUAAUGAGGCUGUGAAUAAGUUGUAUGAAGCCUUGGACAAAUGUGAGGAUAUACUUAGCAAGCAGCGAUACAUAACUGGGAAGACACUGACAGAAGCAGACGUUCGCUUGUUUGCAACUCUUAUAAGAUUUGAUGAGGUUUAUGCUGUUCACUUCAAGUGCAACAAGAAACUUCUGCGCGAGUACCCAAAUCUGUUCAAUUAUACUAAAGACAUAUACCAAAUCCCUGGAAUGAGUAGCACUGUCCAUAUGGAACAUAUCAAGAAGCAUUACUAUGGAAGCCACCCUUCAAUUAAUCCAUUUGGAAUUAUUCCCAGUGGUCCAAAUAUCGACUAUACAACUCCUCACGACCGAGAGAAAUUUUCUUCUUAAAAUUUUCUGUUACUGUAAUAACACGGAGAAGAAGCCUUUUUUUCUUGUAGCAAGAAAUUGUGUAGGUUUUCGGACACUGUAUAAUGUUCUCUGUUUAAUAAUUUGCAAAAGCAUGGCUAUCUGAAUAAGAAAAUAAGCAUAGUUCCAUAUAUUUUCACCGAACCAAA
Molecule: messenger RNA, 1346 nt
Organism: Daucus carota subsp. sativus
Lineage: Eukaryota; Viridiplantae; Streptophyta; Magnoliopsida; Apiales; Apiaceae
Exons: 6
Coding region: 97-1179 (360 amino acids)
Cellular component (GO): cytoplasm
Molecular function (GO): glutathione transferase activity
Source: RefSeq, a predicted model, not a curated record